Quercus lobata is the source of this 429-nucleotide messenger RNA. Its product is annotated as secreted RxLR effector protein 161-like. Bases 1 to 429 code for a protein of 142 amino acids. Lineage: Eukaryota; Viridiplantae; Streptophyta; Magnoliopsida; Fagales; Fagaceae. The transcript has a single exon. The record is from RefSeq and is a predicted model, not a curated record.
AUGGCUGCUAAUGCAAAGUUAAUCAAUGAUCCAUCAGGUGAGUCUGUUGAGGUUACAUUAUAUAGAAGUAUGAUUGGUUGUCUGUUGUAUUUAAUUGUAAGUCGUCCUGAUAUUACUUUUAGUGUUGGUGUAUGCUCUAGAUUUCAAUCUAAUCCUAAGAUUUCACAUUUGAAUACUGGUAAAAGAAUCAUAAAACAUGUUAGUGGAACUUGUGAUUAUGGAUUGUUCUAUAACAAAGAGUCAAAUUUAUCUCUUGCUGGUUUUUCUGAUUCAGAUUGGGCCAGUGAUGUCGAUGAUAGAAAAAGCACCACUGGUGGAUGUUUUUAUGUAGGAGCCAAUCUUGUUGCUUGGAUGAGUAAAAAGCAAAAUUCUAUCUCUCUGUCUACUGCAGAAGCAGAAUUUAUUGUUGCUGGAAGUUGUUGUUCCUAA